CUUUUCAUAGCAUUUGGACCGAAAUGCUAUUGGUCGCUACUGCUCGUCCUCAAUGCUCGCUCACCUUUCUUUUUACACCAUGGUUUUCACUUGCAUACAUGGUGUCCGCCGGUAUCGGUGAAUCAUUUGUGUAGAGUACUAAUUUCAUAAAUUUAGCUGCGCUAUGAAGCUAGUAAGAUUUUUGAUGAAGCUCAGUCACGAGACCGUGACGAUAGAACUGAAAAACGGCACUCAAGUUACUGGCACGAUUACAGGUGUCGACGUUGCGAUGAAUACACACUUGAAAACAGUGAAAAUGACAAUAAAGAACCGCGAGCCCAUACAGUUAGAGACUCUCAGUUUGCGGGGUAACAAUAUUAGAUAUUAUAUUUUGCCCGACUCUCUUCCCUUGGAAACAUUGCUGAUAGACGACACACCGAAGGCCAAGGCCAAGAAGAAGGAAGCUGCGAGAGGUGCUGCUCGUGGCAGAGGACGCGGCGCCAGGGGUGGCAGAGGUGGCAGGGGUGGCCGAGGUAGAGGAAGGGGCAGGCGAUAGUGACAACACAUUCUUCACUUUCAAUAUGCAAACUUUUCUAAGUUUGCGAAAUCGAUAUUCUGCUAAUUUUAUAAAACCCUAUCUAUGUGAAUCUGUUUCUUAAUGUGAUGCUACGAUACCAAGUUCCAAGAUAAUGUGGACAUUCAUUUUUAACAGAUUUAAAUGUAACAUACAGGCAUUCCGAUAUUUCAAUUUUAUAUUCUAUUUUAUUAUUCGAUAUACUUCAAUGAAAUAUAGGAAAAAUUGUAAAAUUUGUUUACUUGCUAUGUAAUUAGCAGUCAUUUUCAUCGCAAUAUGAUUCAUUGUAUGUAAUUUAAAUAUGGUACAUUUUCGAAUCUAUUCAAAGUUUUUCACAGUAUUGCAAGUUUUCUAAAAGACAUUACAAUUUACAAUUACAAAAAUCAAAUAGUACAAAUGACAUUAUUACUUAUUUUUCACUACAAUAUCCUUGUAAAACUAUUACCUGAUUUAAUUAGAAUAGUAAGAAUUUCUCUCUAAACUUAAAUAUGUGUAACAAGAACUUUCUGAAUAAAAAAGUGCCGCGAUAAAAGUA
Molecule: messenger RNA, 1088 nt
Organism: Vollenhovia emeryi
Lineage: Eukaryota; Metazoa; Arthropoda; Insecta; Hymenoptera; Formicidae
Gene: SmD1
Product: probable small nuclear ribonucleoprotein Sm D1
Exons: 4
Coding region: 164-535 (123 amino acids)
Biological process (GO): RNA processing; spliceosomal snRNP assembly
Cellular component (GO): precatalytic spliceosome; U4 snRNP; catalytic step 2 spliceosome
Molecular function (GO): RNA binding
Source: RefSeq, a predicted model, not a curated record